UCUGUGGAGCCACCGCUGCCAUUGACAUCAUCGCGGCCGUCGUUCAAAUUGCCUGAUUCAAAAGGUGAUUUGGGCUUGCCACGCCGAGAAUUAGGGACAGAAGCAGCAGCAGUUGCAGAAAUUGAGUUGCUACCACACCACGCUGUGGUUCUCGCCCAUGCCAAGAUGCUUCUUUCUGUCUUUGAAUACGGCUCUGAAUUGAAUGAAUUGAAGGCCGAGGCACGUUUGGUGGGGUCUGCAACGCUGCCCCUUGCUGAAAUUAUACAUGCCACAGUGGAAAAGGCCACAAAUCGUUAUUCUCACAAUACCGUGCAAAGAAUGAAAAGCGAAGAAACGUUGGCGCAAAACGUUGAGUUGACGCCAUGGGAGUUACCUUUGCAUCGCUGCGGGCAGCGCGUAGGCACCUUGUGUCUGAGUUGUUCACCGCCCAUGUGUACAGCCGAUGCCACCGCGGGCGAGGAUUUGUUGUGA
This is a messenger RNA of Trypanosoma cruzi, 471 nucleotides long. RefSeq lists its product as uncharacterized. Lineage: Eukaryota; Euglenozoa; Kinetoplastea; Trypanosomatida; Trypanosomatidae. The transcript has a single exon. The annotation marks the transcript as partial. The record is from RefSeq and is a predicted model, not a curated record.